GAAAUGUCUGACACGAUCUUUGGUUAGUUAUGUCCAAAUUAUUAAAUAAUGAAGAUUUUCAAAUCGAACCGCCUGAUAAAUGUCGUCACAAUAAGAUUGCCCAAAAUAUUAAGAAAAUCUAUCAUCAUGGCCAACCCGUACGUAUUAGGACAGUUACACAUUUAACAAGAUUAGGACUAGAACCAGCAGGUGCCAUAUGCGAAAAAGCAAAUCAUACAAAGUUUCAAUGUGCUUGUGAAAGAGGAAAGUUGCAACAAAAGGACAUUAGGGUUGAUGGUAAAGCUAAUCAGGGCCAGAUAAAAUGUAAUUGGCCUAUAUUUUCCUAUAUUGUCACCACAUUCAAGGAAAGAAAUUCCGAUUUGGAAGCAGAAAAAAAGUCUUCUGCUGGGAAGCAUACAGAAAGAGUAAGAUCACCUUUAAUUUCCAAAUUUCGUGAAAAUCAUAAAAAGUCCAAAAACUAUCUGGCGGGCCAUAAACCUUUAACCAUCUGGUUGAUGAAACCCGUAAAAGCAAUGAGAAGUUCUAGUACUGAGAUAACUACGGAAAGAAAGGACUUUGAGGAAAAUUUUAAAAAUUAUGUUAAGCCCAUGGGAAGAGUUUGGUUUAAAUACCCUUUGCAUGAACUGGGUAAGGUUAACUCAAUAAAAUACCUUCGCCAAGUUUUCACUAAAGUAAAAACCCAUGGAAAAUCUAAACAUAAACUGAAAAACAAUCCAGAAGCUCAAAGGCUUACUAAAACUUUUGUAAAAUCUAAGUUACGCUUGCAUUCCCUAUGUCAGGGGUAUCCUUUGUCCAACUCCUCCUCUGGUACUAAAGAAUGUGUUCUCCAAAGAGAAGAUAAGACCAAGACAAUGAAUCAGGAUUUAAUUUACCUAAAGAAAUUUGAAACUGUUGUGGAAUUUUACAAUGCUCAUAUUCAACUUGAGGACAUGCAAUACAAGGAUGCCUAAAACGAUGAAAAUUUUCAAAUGUUUUUGUUGUCAUCAUUUUUGUAUAUUUCAAUAAAUUUUGUUAUCUAAUAAAAUAGAAAAUAUAUAAAUUUUGAUACAUUUUAUUAUAGACCAACAAAUUUUCGAUAAAUUUUGUUA
Molecule: messenger RNA, 1088 nt
Organism: Stomoxys calcitrans (stable fly)
Lineage: Eukaryota; Metazoa; Arthropoda; Insecta; Diptera; Muscidae
Exons: 2
Coding region: 30-950 (306 amino acids)
Source: RefSeq, a predicted model, not a curated record